UACAAGAUAAAGAAGUUGGAGAAGAGAAAUACGUAUUGGGUGAAAAGUUACUUCAAACACUUUUACCCAAGAAAAAUUAUAUAAUUCACUAUCAAGCUCUUCAGACAUAUAUGAAGUUCAGAAUGAAGAUUACAAAAAUUUAUGGCGUAUUAAAGUUUAAACAAACACCAUGGAUAAAAUCAUAUAUUGAGGAAAAUAUUUGCAAACGCAAGAUAGCUAAAGCCAAUAAAGAUGAAUUUGGUUUCAAAAUAUUUGAAGGUGGGAUAACUGCUAUUCAUAUGUUAAAAAGUACAGUAAUAUUAAAUAAGCCAAUUUUCGUAGGGCAAGCAAUUCUUGAUAUUAGUAAAGCUAUGAUGUUUAACUUUUGGUAUGGUUACAUAAAACCUCGCUAUGGAGAUAAAGCCCGUCUACUUUAUACUGAUACAGAUUCGCUAAUUAUGUAG
This is a messenger RNA of Racocetra persica, 443 nucleotides long. The record is from the annotation of a GenBank genome assembly. NCBI's taxonomy places the organism in Eukaryota, Fungi, Glomeromycota, Glomeromycetes, Diversisporales, Gigasporaceae.